AUGUUUGCUAAAGUCUGCCAGUGUAUUGGACGCAUCUGCACAUGUGGCCGACAUUCAGAAAGCCCACCCGGACGAUCCACCCUGCGAGAUGCGAUUGAGCUUCGCGGAGGAGUCAUGGGAACACACCGAAGACCCCACAGAGCCCGCGAGGCCGGCGAGCCCGUCAACACGGCCCCAAACGCAGUCGUUUCUAUGCGUGUACCUGUGCCUACAGAUGUAGCAGCCCAACAGUCGGACACAUCCUCAGCAGACCGCAUCUAUGCACACCCAGCAACGGAACUCACGAGAUUUAGAACCGAAGGAGCUCGUCUCCAGGCCUGGAUUGAGGAUGCUAACGUACCGGGUUGUAAAGUUCAACCCGUGACACUGACCUCACUGAAGUUUGACGAAAGAUUCGACAUCAGAGCUUACGACCUGGAUGCGUGGCCUUCACAAAUCAUGGACGGAGGAGACGUUGCAUCUGCGGGGAUUCCGAUGGAUGCAACCAAGUACCGGGCAAUAGAGGCUAUACCUCAUGAUCUUGAGAAUGAUUUCGACCAGUACACCCACCUUCAAACGAAAGGCACCAUCAUUGCCCAGUGCGUGUACCACACAAGAGGCCCUCAUUGGAACGAGGUCGCGACGGUUCUCUACGUGCGUACUAUCAAUGCGGACAUCCAAACCCUCAGAAACAUCGUGCUCACGAACGUUGUGAAUGAUGAAACCAUGGCGCUGGUGAAGUUCAAUCUGUACCCCAGACGAAACCUCUCAUGGCAAAUCCCAGAAGACGGUGAACCGUUUAGAGCUAACCCAUGCGAGAAGUUUGAGCGUGGUACCCGUGAGUACGAAGAGCUCCUCGGAACACAGCUAAUCAAAGCAACAGCCUGUCUUGUCAUCUCGGCGUUCCCUAGGGGCACGAUGAUGAUCAGUCGGAUUGUCACCUGGAAUGAGUUCGCCAAACUCAACAUUCGACUGGAGAUUGCGCCGCGCACCAAUUAG
Penicillium brevicompactum is the source of this 978-nucleotide messenger RNA. RefSeq lists its product as uncharacterized. Lineage: Eukaryota; Fungi; Ascomycota; Eurotiomycetes; Eurotiales; Aspergillaceae. The record is from RefSeq and is a predicted model, not a curated record. Bases 1 to 978 code for a protein of 325 amino acids. The transcript has a single exon.